UCCUCAGAGUUUGUCACACCUGUUAAAUCUUGUUUACAUCAAAUAUUUUAACCUCGAAAUGUACAAAUAUAAUAAGUGGUUACAUGAUUUAUUGCUUGCUUCUUGAAAUGGAAUUGUUUUAUUUUAAAUACAGCGAUGAUGAUGCUGAUCAUAAUAGAAUCAUCCACUGCCUUUUGUCAUGUUGUAUUUUCAAAUAAUCGGUAGUCCUGUGAGAGCGAUUUUAAGCAAUGCACAAAUACGUAUAAAAAAAUUUUGUAAAUAAUAAAAAUGGCAUUUUCAUUUCGCGUUGGCACCAAAUGGUGCCAUGAUUUUCCAAAGUUGGCCAGGGAAUCUGGAUUCUAUUUUAAAAUGCACAAAUCCAGAAUUAGAGUAGACUGGAAUCGUAUAAGUAACAUAGACAUAGAUCGCAUUAUAAGAGACAGAGAUUUUUAUGUGAUUGAUGAUAAUAUAAACAGUGUAAUAGAUUAUUCCUUAGAAAGUGAAUACGACGUUAAGAUUUUGGAUCCUAGUUUUGUAAAACUCUUCCAGCUUGCACAAUUAGCUGUUGAAUAUUUAUUGUAUUGCAAAGAAUAUUUAGAUCACAGUGUAGUAAUAUUGAAAGAUGAACUGAGAUCAAAGAUAGAAGAGAAUGUAAAAUUAAAGAAAGAAGUUGAAACUUUAGAGGAAGUGAUAAAGCACUUGAAAGAAAAGGCAAAGGAUAGGUGUAAGUUAAUAGAAACUAAGCUUGGAGAUAGUAGUGGUGAAAUUUUUAAGUGCCCACACUGCCCAAAAGCAUUCAUAUCUUCAAUGUUUUUAAGUGGUCACAUCUUAAAAAGACAUGCAUAUAUGUCUGACAUGUGCAUGACUUCAUCUCCUAUACAUGAUCAUUAUCGUAGUGAAACAGAAAAAUUACACAAUGAGAUCAAAAACUUAAAAGAAAGACUGAAUGAGACAGAGAAGGUAAUAAGAAACGAAUCUGAAAAGGUUUCCGAGAAGAAAAAAGUUAUAGACUAUGAUAGAAGACUAUCUGAAAGUGGAGUUGAAAAUAUUAAAUAUGAUAAUAAACCUGAAGAAAAUCAAGGGUAUAAGGAAUACCAAGAAGAAAUAAGAAGUUUGAAAACUAUGUUCUUUGAUGAAAUACAUAACUUAAGACAGAAAGAGAAGAUACUUUCUGAGAAAACAACAGAAACAAAUGUUCGUACACUGAUGAAUCAGCAAGAAAAAGAAUUUCAAAAACUACGAAAUCAGUUGUUUGAAAGAUUAACUCCAGAUAUAGAAAGUGUGCAAACAAAAUUACAGGCACAGGAAAAUUAUUGGAAAUCCAAGAUUGAACAGCUAGAAACUCAACAUCAUAAAGAUGUUGAGAGACUCACAAUGGAAUUAAAACAGACACAGAAAACAGCUGAUAAUAUAAGAACUGAGUAUGAGUCUAAAGUCAACGAUUUAGAACGUCAAACUGCGAAUCAAUCGAAUAUGUUAACUGAACAAAGCAAACAAAUACAUUCUUUGUCGAAUGAACUAAGUAUUUCGCAAUUCAAUGAAAAAAAUAGAUAUUCUGAAGAGUUAUCAGGUGGAUAUGAUCAAUCUACAAUGUCCAAUCAAUUCAGAAUAAAUGUAAAAGAAUCAGAAAAACGUGAUUUCAAACAGGCAGAUCGUGUAGAUAUGGAAACAGAGCAAAUAAUUGUAGAAGACUUUGAAGAUACAUUAAGUCCACAGUUGCAAAGAAAAGUAAUUCCAGUAAUACCACAAAAUAAAUUUCUAAAAACUGUUCAGCCAGUGCCAUCUGAAAACAAAGAGAUUACAUAUGAAGACAAAACAGGUGUUAAACAAAAAAAUACAAAAUUAAUGAAAUACGAAAAAGUAGAUGAUAAGAAGAUCGCGGGUAAAGAUUUAAAAGGUUCUACUUCAAGCGAUGAAUCGCUGUCUGAAGACUCUGAAUCAGAAAAAGUAAUUAAUAAUGACAUAAAGCACAAAAACCAAAACAAAAAAGAUCAGUUUAUUAUAAAAUCCGAGUUGAAUGAUUCUGGAACGAAAAAAUUGGAAGAUAUGUUUGACAGAAGUAUAUGUAAUAGAUUUUUAUCUAGCACAAAAAAUAGUAAACAAUCAGAAAUGCCAAAAGAAGAUCUAAGUUCUGAAAUGGAUUCAGAGUUAGUCACUUCUGAUUCAACAACACAAUCUGAAACAGAAAGUAUUACUGUGGUUAACAAUAAAUCUCCAGUAAAUAAUCGUAGAUCAAGUCCUCUUCAUUCGAAAGCUAAAAAGACAAUGCAACAUAAUGUGUCCCUCACAAAAUUGAGGGCAAAUUUACUAGAUACAUUUGAACAAAAGUUAAGAGAUGUAGGAAUAGAUCCGGAAUGGCAAGGAAUACCAAAGGCUACAUUUAAACAAAAAAUGGAUAUUUUGAAACAUCAUCAAAAGAUUGCAACGAAAAGAAUACCAAAAUAUCAUGAAAUUAAAUCGAAAGCAAUUGAGAAAAUUCUCAAGGAAAUCUCUAAGGAAGGAAAAAGCACAGAACAUUUUAAACAUUCGAAAAAAGCGAUUUUAGCUAAAUUCGAACGUAACGCUAAAUCAACACCAAUAAAGGCAUUAAAGGAUAAGAAAAAUUCUGAAUCUCCUGUUUCUACUUUACAAACACAGGAUAUUCCAAAAUCAUAUUCUUCUCUAGAAAGUGAUGAGUCUAUUAGAAAUGAAAGUGAAAAUGAAUUAUUGUCUAUAAAAUCUUCAAAGAUUUCAAGUUACGAAAACAUGGAACAGCCAGUAAAAGUAUCUUCAAGUUUUAUAAAAUCAGAAGACAAUACUCUGCAACUACAAGAUUGUUUGAGUAGAAGAAGAGCUCUGUUUGAGUCUGAACAGAAUCAAAGAAGAGACAGUAAAAAUAUGUUAGACGUCAGUUCCAUUCAAAAUGAAGAUAUCGAUAAUUCGAAUAUGCACCUAGAGUCACAAAACAUUUCUAUAUCUCCAAAACAUAGUAAAAGUGUUUUGAAAUCUGCAAACGGAUCAUCAAAUAGUUUAAUAAAAAAGAAAGUUAAUUUCGAUUUGGCAGAUGAAAUAGACUCAAAACCUUCGCUAAAUUAUGGUAAUAAAAAAGACCAGGUAAAUGAGAGAAGCUGGGAUAUCUUAAGUGUUUUUGAUGAUCAAAGACACUUAUCAGACAGAGAAAGCUCCAAGAACACAAGUAAUAUAGUGCUGAAAACGACCCAAAGUGAUAAAAUUGCUAAAAUAUCAAGAAAACUUGAAGAACAGUUAAGCUUGGUAAGACAAAAGCCUGUCGGAUCAGUCGAAACAAUAUUUUCUUCAAAAUAUAUGCAAGAUAAACAAAAUCAAGAUAAUGAUACUCAACAAAUGAGUAUUUCUUCAAGUAUAAGUUCAUUUGUAGACAGUUCAAUUAAAGUGUCAACAUCUGGUUCUAAAUUAAAUGAUUUAAUACCGCGACCAGCUCCACGUAAUUUAAAAGAAAAAUCAUCUAACACAUUAUAUGUGGAAUCAAUAACAGACAUUUCAGAUUUAGAUGCUCAAAUUAACGACAUCUUAAAAUUAGAAUAAACAUUGGUAAAUCAAUGUUCUUCAAUCCAAAGAGUUCAUGAAGAAUCAGUACGAAAUAGUGCCUUGAUAAUAAUUACAAUAAUGUUGAUCAUUUUAUUUAAUUACUCUAGUCUUUGCUACCAAAGAGACAAUUAUUGUGUCAAUGAUUAUUAUAUUUAUUCUAACAAACACUUUUGUACAGGAAAUAAAUGAAAUAAUACAUUUAA
This is a messenger RNA of Megalopta genalis, 3728 nucleotides long. It is a transcript of the gene DZIP1, whose product is annotated as DAZ interacting zinc finger protein 1. Gene Ontology annotation, biological process: cilium assembly. Gene Ontology annotation, cellular component: cytoplasm; ciliary basal body. The record is from RefSeq and is a predicted model, not a curated record. Lineage: Eukaryota; Metazoa; Arthropoda; Insecta; Hymenoptera; Halictidae.